Schistosoma rodhaini is the source of this 3040-nucleotide messenger RNA. The record is from the annotation of a GenBank genome assembly. Lineage: Eukaryota; Metazoa; Platyhelminthes; Trematoda; Strigeidida; Schistosomatidae.
UUUUUAUUUGAGUAAAUUGGUAGUAGUAUUUUCAAGAAUCAGUAACUAAUUUGUUUCCUUUUAGAAAAUAUUUCCAGAUCUAAAUCAUGUCAUUGAAUGAUGUCAUAUUAGACCAUGAAUCAAAUCAAUGUCUAUUUGUAUGCGCUAAGUGUGGAGCAGAAUAUGUUACACGAGAUAUGUUAGCUAUGCAUAUGAUGGAUAGUGCACGUGCUGGAAUGUGUGUAGAAACUGAUGCAACCACUAAUGCAUCAAAUGUGAACAAUAAUAAUAAUCACAAGACAAAUCUCUGUGAAGAUCUAGUUGAUUCAGAUAAACUUAUCACACAGAAACAUGAUGCAGUAUCAAACAAUUUUGAUCUUCCACCGUAUCGUUCUUCUUUAUCAAGUUGGAUAGGUGAAAGAACUGAACCAAUAUUUAAUAUAUUAUUCAAUCAACUCACUUUACCGAAUUUAUAUUCUAUACAAAAUUCUACACCAAUUAAUAAUAACAAUCAUAACAUUAACGAUAUAAACAGUCUUCAUGCAAAUCCGAAAAACUGUAAAUUCUUAUCAGGAUACGAAGGUAAUAUACCUUCUCUUAGAGGAUGUCAAAUAAAUCCAGAUGAUUCUUCAUCAUUUAUAGAUAUGCAAAAAAGUGAAUGUCUACAUAGUCUACUGUUGAAUUCUAAGUAUCCAACAAAUAAUAUUUCGUCAAAUAUAAAGAUGAAUUUAAUUCGAUCUUUAAAAGUUAAUGAAACUGAUGUAUUUUCAAAAUCAGCAAUAAAAGACAGUUUUCAAUUCAUGAAUGAAAAAUCUAUCUCAAACGAUAAUAAAACUAAACUGAAAAAUGUUCCUAAUGAAGUUGUAACAAGUCAAACAUCGACAUCAUCAGUGUAUUCUUUUAUAAAAUCUCUUACUGGAAGUAAUGCUAUAUCAACCUCAAAUCGUGAUAUUUCAAAAUCAUUGAAUUUCUCACCAGGCACACAGUUAACUAAUGAUGACCAAAAAUUUAUAAAUAACGUUCAAUGUAAAUCUCAUAGAGAAAACCAAGAUUUUAAUAGUCAAGAAAGUUUGAGAAUUGCUAUUCCAGAUUCAAAUGUAAAAUGUAUUGAGAACCAUAGAGUUUCUAAGUGUAGUGAGUUGUUUGAAGAUGUUAAGAGAUCUGAGAAUUUUGAUCACCCCAUCAAAAUUAAAAGAAGUCGAUCAUUGCCCUCACCACGAGGAUUAGGAAGUCAACAAAGAAAUUGUGAAAUGAAUUAUUCGGUUUUGGAAGGAAACAACCGAUUUUUGAAUACAAGUAAUAUGAACGACGGUAGUGGUGUUUUUCAUAAGAUACGACGUGAUCGCAGGUGUUAUAAGAAAUCAGGCUUUAAAAAUUUGCGUAAAGUUGUAAAUUACAAUCGAUCCAAGCUCAAUAUUUUGAAAAAUUCACAUCAUGUAUCCGAAAUGCAUCAUGAUAAAAUAGGUACGAAUUCAAACUGUUACAAUGACACAGAAACUGCUAUGAAUAUUCACAAUAACAGUGAAAUGAACAAUCAAAAUAUCAGUAAAGUUGAACACUUUCAACCAAUUUUCCCAUACAUUUGUGAAUAUUGUCAAAUCGGAUUUGUUCAGCAAGCUUUAUAUUGUUUACACAUGGGAAUGCACUGUGUAAAUAACCCAUUGAAAUGUAAUAUGUGUGCACAAAACUGUCUAGAUGUUUAUGACUUUAUUGGACAUACAAUGCAUUUUUGACUAACUGAAUAAUUAUUUAUAUUUAAUAUGCCAAUUAUUGAUAAAUGCUUAUCCUUCAAAUGUUGGUUUAUGGUUUUUGAAAUCGAAAAUCAUAUAAGUCUUUUUUAUCCCAUUACGGAUUAUUUAUAGACAGUUGAAUGUAGGUUGAUGUUAUGUAUUGAUUUAUGAAUGGAUAAUUAUAGUAUAAUUAGGUAAUGGAUACUAUCUUUUCAAUGUUUAGUUUACACUUUAAUCGUAGUGGAAUUGCUGAUGAGUUUUUGCACGAAGAGUAAAUGAAUAAUAGAAGUUUCCUGGUACUUAAUAUGACCUAUUUUCGGACAAUACUAAACUUAAAGGUAAUUUAAAUUAGAUAUUCUUAGCAAUAUUAAGCGGAAAUAUACUUCAAAGUUCAACCAAACAGCCGUGGGAAUACAUAUAAACACUGGUUUAGUACAUUUGCUUACCCUAUGAAUAGAUGAAAAAGCUUUUACUAGAAGAAAAAUCUCAAGUUUCCCUUUUUGCUUCUACAGAGAAACAAAGUACUAAACGAAUUAAAUGAAGAAACCGAAAGUGACUGAAAAGUUAUCAUUUCAAAAAGUAUGCAGUAUGAGAAAUAGAUACAACUUGUCAGCUGAAAGACACAUAAAAAGCAGUUUAUAUGUAGCCAAAAUUAUACGAACAAGAAUAACAGACGUUUGAUAUUUUAUACAUGGUUUAGAGGGAUGCUAGACUGUGUUUACGAUAAAUUUGGAUAUUAUAAUAAGAAGACGAAGAUGAUGAAGACUGUGUUGUAUAUUAUUGCAGUACAUUUUGGAUAAUAUGACUACACAUAUGCUUUUUUAUUAUUUUACAUGUGUGCAUCACCACACCUACAUAGGGAGGAGCGAAUAUGAUUUGUAUUUACCAAAAUGAUUACAAAAACAAAUAAAAUCGAAUGAUCUAGUAAUAGUAGAUGAUAAACAUCCAUCAUCUUUUGUUGUUUAACGUAGUUGAAACAAGUCAUAAAAUUGAUACUUACUCGGUUUUGAGGCUCUGCACAUAAGUGUUCAAGGUCGCAUAUCAAGGUUUAUUGAAGCCUUGAGCUUAUGAAAAUUUAAACCCCUUCAUGAGCUCAAAAAAACAGUUUCUCCUCAAACCUAAACCCACUUUGGUAAUAUUAUUCUAUUAUCCAGACUGGUUAGUUUCACAUUAUUUUCAAGAUUAUUCUCUUUACUAUCUUUGUUUUCUCUUACGUUCCACCUGUUCAGCUGACUAAUUUUUAAUUUUUCCAUAAAAAGUUUGCUAACAAGUAUUUGUGUAAUCAAACUGUUCGGAAUGUAUUGCGCAAAUAAAUCACACAGUUCAGAAAA